AUGUCUAAAGCAUAUGAUCGUAUUGAAUGGGAUUUUUUGGAUGAGGUGCUGAAAAAAUUUGGUUUUGCGGUUGACUGGUGCAACAGGGUUAUGGAUUGUGUCCGUUCUGUGACCUUCUCAGUUCUUAUUAAUGGUCGACCUUCGGAGGAAUUCUCUCCUAACAGAGGUCUCAGACAAGGGGACCCCCUAUCGCCAUAUUUGUUCAUCUUGUGUGCUGAAGUGUUCUCCCAUUUGCUUAGGAAAGCGGAGGAGAAUAAUUCUCUGAGAGAGGCUAUUCAGGAAGCCCUACGGGUGUAUGAGUUAUCCUCGGGUCAAAAGGUAAAUUUUGAUAAAACAACUCUUUCGUUCAGCAAGGGCGUCAGAGAUUCAAGGAGGGGUGAAAUUGAGCAGAAAUUGGGUGUUAGAGUGGUUGAGGUGCAUGAUAGAUACCUUGGCUUACCUACUACAGUUGGCCGUUCGAAAAAAGUCAUUACAAAAGGUGUCAAAGAAAAAUUAUGGAAAAAGCUUCAAGGGUGGAAGGGGAUGAUUCUUUCAAAAGCUGGUAGGGAGGUUAUGAUAAAGGCAGUGGCCCAAUCUCUUCCUACCUACGCGAUGAGUGUGUUUAAGUUUCCCUCUUCUUUUUGUGAUGAGAUACGAUCUUUGAUAGCUCAAUUCUGGUGGGGGCAAAAAAAUGGUGAAAGGAAGAUCCACUGGGUUGCUUGGAAGAAACUAUGUAAAUCAAAAGGGGAAGGUGGUUUGGGAUUCCGAGAUAUGAAACUGUUCAACUGGGCUCUAUUGGGAAAACAGGCAUGGCGUCUUGCGACUCAUAAGGGGAGUUUGAUUGAACAAGUUCUAAAGGCGAAGUAUUAUCCCCAUUCCUCUUUUAUGGAUGCUGAGCUGGGGUCGAAUCCGAGUUAUACUUGGCGUGGUAUUUGGGAAGCGAGGUGGGUGUUGAGAAGAGGAGUUAGGUGGAGGGUUGGUGAUGGUGAAAAAAUCCGAGUUUGGCAUGAUGAAUGGAUUCCAGGUACGCAGUCUCGCAAAAUUAUUUCUCCGCGAGGGAAUUCGAAUCCUAAUACUAUGGUGGGGGAUUUAAUUCAUCCUAUUUAUAAGAAUUGGAAUAGAAGUUUAUUAUCACAACUUUUUCUACCUUUUGAGGUGGAACGAGUAAUGAGUAUCCCUAUAAGUUCCCGUCUUCCGGAGGAUGUUAUGUGUUGGGACCUUGAAAAGGAUGGAGUGUAUUCGGAGGUUUGGAGACUUAGUGAUUUCGACAUUAGGGAGCGAGACGUGGGCAGGUAUGUGGGUGACUGGUGGGAAGGUUGUUUCGAAAAGUCGGAAGGGGAGGCGAUGUGCGAGUUGGUGACUCUAUCUUGGGCGCUUUGGGGGGCUAGAUGCAAGAUGUUAAUGGAAGGUGAGGGGGGCUAUCCUAUGGCCACAUGGCAAUAUGCACAGAAGAUAUGUAAAGAAGCCUUGGAAAUUAGCCAAACUCGCCACAAGGGAGGAGCUGCUGCUGCCCCCCACGCAACUGAAUGGGCCAAGCCCAGCGCUGGAACCGUGAAGCUCAAUAUUGAUGCGGGCCAAAUUGGGGUUGGUGGGUGCGGGUUAGGUGCGGUGUUCCGUGAUGAGAAGGGUGAUGUACUAGCUGCUGGUGCGUUUCAAUUCGAGGUCGCUUGGGAGCCGCGUGUAGCGGAAGCAAAGGCGAUUUAUCAUGGUCUCAAACUGGCGAAGGAGUUAGGCUACCGUCACUUGGAGGUGGAGAGUGAUAGCCUUCUAGCGAUACAAGCUUUAAGAAAGGGUAGAGGGGGAUCUAGUGAGUUUCAUUUAAUUAUAGAUGACAUUUUAGAUUUGGUUGUUUGUUUUGAUUUUGUUGUUUGGUCUUUUGUGAAACGUUCCGGUAAUAAUGUUGCUCAUAUGUUGGCUCAUCUCCAACUUGGGAGAUUGGCAAACGUUUUGGGUGGAUGA
Messenger RNA from Beta vulgaris subsp. vulgaris (sugar beet), 1938 nucleotides. RefSeq lists its product as uncharacterized. Bases 1 to 1938 code for a protein of 645 amino acids. Gene Ontology annotation, molecular function: nucleic acid binding; RNA-DNA hybrid ribonuclease activity. The transcript is spliced from 3 exons. The record is from RefSeq and is a predicted model, not a curated record. Lineage: Eukaryota; Viridiplantae; Streptophyta; Magnoliopsida; Caryophyllales; Amaranthaceae.